AUGGAGUCACGGUCACAUCUCAGCAUGGCCGAGCUCAACGCCGCCGCCCUCGACCACUUCGUAUACCAGCCCGUCAGCAAGUCUAUGAUCUCGUACUUGGCCGGCGCCGCCUACAAUGUCAUCUCAUGUGACAGUGCUCUGAUGCCUCCCGCAUCCGCAGAGGCCCAACGUCAACAGCAGCUUCCCCCGACGCCACCCAGGACACCCGAGCCCCGCGCCGUUCGCAACGAGGACGCCGACUUGCCUACUCUCGAGGCCUUCAUCACACAACUCGUUGUUUCCUCCAACGUCCAAGUUCCUACUCUGAUGUCUACCCUGGUCUACCUCACCAGACUCAAGUCCCGCCUUCAGCCCAUGGCCCGCGGUCUGCGAUGCACAACACACCGCAUCUUCCUUGCCGCACUCAUCCUUACUGCCAAGUACCUCAACGACAGCUCACCCAAGAACAAGCACUGGGCCACAUACAGCCACGUCAACAACGACUUCUCCAACUUUGGCUUCAGCAGAACGGAGGUCAACUUGAUGGAGAAACAGCUUCUCUUCCUUCUCGAUUGGGAGCUCAGGAUCUCCGAGGAGGACCUCUACCGCGAGCUUGAUCCCUUCCUGGCUCCCAUCCGCGCCGAGAUCGAGGCCAAGCACGCCCGCCGCAUCGCUCGCCGCCGCAAGCAAGAGGAGGAGAUGCGCCGCAGACAUGAAGAGAUGUACAGCGUCCCUGCGUACCCCAGCCCCCCAUCAUCGCGCGCGAGCUCCCGCUCCCGCUUGGAGUCGCCUGACCACGCCCGCACCUACAGCGGCUCUUCCAGAACUCCUCCCGGCCUGUGCUACAGCAGCAGCUAUGGCAGCUCCGUCAGCUCCUACGCUCCUUCAGUGGCAUCGAGCCGGUCUCAAUCGCGUGCCACGACGCCUCUCGACAACCCUGCCGACGAGCCGUACAUGUACGUUCCCAACGGUAGCUUGUACGAGUCGCCAGUGGAGGUGCACAUUGAGCAGCCUGCAUCAACGCUUCCGAAGCGCAAGCCUCUUCUGCCCUACGAAAUCAGCACCGAGGAGCUCCGCGACAUGCAAGAUGGCACAAAGGCCAAGAGAGCCCGCAUGGGCCGCGGGAUGUGGGGCCGCGUCUUCGGCGGCGCCGUGACUGUGCGGUAA
Messenger RNA from Colletotrichum godetiae, 1146 nucleotides. Its product is annotated as cyclin. Gene Ontology annotation, molecular function: cyclin-dependent protein serine/threonine kinase regulator activity; protein kinase binding. Gene Ontology annotation, biological process: regulation of cyclin-dependent protein serine/threonine kinase activity. NCBI's taxonomy places the organism in Eukaryota, Fungi, Ascomycota, Sordariomycetes, Glomerellales, Glomerellaceae. The coding region runs from base 1 to 1146 and encodes 381 amino acids. Gene Ontology annotation, cellular component: cyclin-dependent protein kinase holoenzyme complex; nucleus. The record is from RefSeq and is a predicted model, not a curated record. The transcript has a single exon.